UAUAUAACUACAGCUUCACUUGAAAUAGUUCAUUCAGUCUAAAAGGUAUUUCAUUACAAUCAUGGAAUUGUUACAAAUACCGAUAUUAACUCUUCUAUUCAUUUGGUCUGUCGAUGGUUCAAAUCAAAGUAACAAUAGAAUAAUAGGAGGUUACACUGCACCUGACGGUGGUGUCCCCUAUCAAGUAUCCUUGAGAGAUAGAAAUUUUAAUCUGAAAUGUGGAGGCGCCAUUUUGAACUCGCGAUGGGUAAUGACAGCAGGACAUUGCAUUAAACCUGAUGACGAUCCAAUGAAAUACAUUAUAGUAGCUGGAACAAAUUUACUCACAUCCGGAGGAGACGUGUACACAGUGGAAAAAAUUGUCACUUACCCUGGCUAUGAUACUUCAAAAGCAUUAUUACACGAUAUCGCUCUCUUGCAAAUAGCUGAAGAUAUAGUGUUCUAUGACAAUGUACAACCUAUAGCUCUGCCUGAUAAAGAUACGAAGGGAGGAGCUAAUGUAAUGAUAACUGGUUGGGGAAUGUUUGAUCCUGACCAAAAUGCCGUCAUAGACAAUUUACAAUCGCUAAAUGCAACAGCUGCCUCUAUAGAUGAGUGUAGGAGGAGAAAUAGAAAUGCUCGAGUAUCUGAAAUUUGCACACGACCUAACAAUGGAAAAGGAAUUUGCUUUGGUGAUUCUGGCGGACCAUUAGUAGAAGGAAACGCAGUGGUUGGAAUUGCCUCCUACCUGCUAAAUAAAUGUGCGUUUGGUUAUGAUGCCUUCACAAGGGUGUUCUAUUACAAAAAAUGGAUCGUUAAAGUUAUUAAUUCUUAAACAAAUCUCGGCUUUCACGUGGUGGUGGUUAAUAAUUGCUAUUGGUUAUUUUUCUAAUCUGAUUCUUCAAAAAUGAAACUUAAUUAAUAAAUAUUAUGCAAAGA
This is a messenger RNA of Zerene cesonia (dogface butterfly), 918 nucleotides long. RefSeq names its product chymotrypsin-2-like. The record is from RefSeq and is a predicted model, not a curated record. Gene Ontology annotation, biological process: proteolysis. The transcript is spliced from 5 exons. Gene Ontology annotation, molecular function: serine-type endopeptidase activity. NCBI's taxonomy places the organism in Eukaryota, Metazoa, Arthropoda, Insecta, Lepidoptera, Pieridae. Bases 62 to 814 code for a protein of 250 amino acids.